AUGAUCCAUUCAGACGAUGUUCCCAUUACGUGGCACUGUUACUUUCUUUCAGAUGGGUAUGUCUUGAUAUCAAUCCCUUCUCCAUCAUCAUACAUCAUAAAAUGAAUGCUUUUUGGAGAUAAUUCAUGUUAUACUUAGAUCAUAGGCAUUAAGUGUGUUAUUUAAAAGUGUAAUAAAUACACUGCACUCAGCUGACACGCUUGAAUUUUUGUUUUCAUAAUGAAGUUAUUUUCCUAUUUUAAUACUACUCUUACCUCCCAGGCACUUGGCUAGCAGAGUCCAGAUUGGAUCACCGGUUAUCAUAAGACUUUCCCGGAUGCCCAUAUUGUCUGAACCAGGUAAGACACAUUUUCAGAACUUCAGGAAUCUAAUGCAAACAGCGUCAAAGACGACAGUGUCUAUAGGCAAUGAGAGCAUUCCCCUACUUAAGUCUGUGGACCACGACUCUUCAGAAUAUAUGACAAUUGCACAUUAUUUGAAACAGUGGCAUAGCACGCUGGGAGAUGGAGUCCACAACAGCCGGAGCUCAAGAUUCAAUUAAAUGUUGUUCAGAAAAGGAUGCAGUCAUUGUUUGUGGUGUCCAUCUUAAAAUACAGCAGUUGCAUAGUGUUUGCCCAGAGUGGUGCUUCGUAGUGCGCAAACUACAUGGGUGGCAGAUUGUGACUUGCUGGGUGGGCUCAAGACGGUGGAUGUGUAAAAUGUGAACUAUGAUGUCAUGUUUUUUAUUUGUUUUAGAUGAACAAGACCCUAAACCUGUGUUUGGAAGAAAACCUCUGAUUUGGCAAGAGGAUGUGCAGUUAUAUUCCAAUUAUCUGGACAGAAAGGUGUGUGUAUAUCCUGCCUCGUUAAAGUCUUUAGUGUCAUGGUGUAUUCACCCCAGAUAGUAAAUCCAUACUGAAGUAUUUACUCACUAAUAACUGAACUGAAAGCAGAAAAGCUAAAUAUGGGCCAAUUGUUUGGCUAUAGUCAUAUUUCAACUAGAACUCAGUUUAGUGAAUAAGCUCUGCCUUUACCACUCCACAGCUACGAGUCUCAUGGGGAAACCCUAAAACCAGGAGGUUUUAAGUAAUGAGAAAAUAUGAAUAGAACCCUGAGAGAUAUCCCUGGUGUGUUUUAUGGUGCACAAGUACAGCUGGCAUUCAAAUGAUUAAAGAUAUUUUCCUGAUUCCCCCAUGUUACAGAAUACACUCCUGGCAGACAAGUAGAAAAAUGGCUACAAAAAUACACACACUAUUUUCAUAAUUCAGAUUCACUCGUAAUUGUCAGCUGAACCAGUCAAAGCUCAUGUUUCCAUUUCAGGCAGAACUUAUCGCAGGCCAUGAAACCUACCUCCGCCGGCACCCGGAAAUGAAGAUACUCCUGGCAGAUUUCAUGCAGUUUCUACUCCUUAGAAAGCCCGAGGAUGUCAUAACAUUUGCUGCAGAAUUCUUUGGACCAUUUUCAACUGCUCAGAAACGUGGUGACACAUUUAGGUCUUCUACAAUCCCAAACCAUUUCCAGGUCAUUAAAGAUAAUUAAACUCUGUACUGUAAUUGAAAGGAUUGUCUCCUCUGCUUGAACAAAGACACCAGGAAUCUCGUAUCUAAGUUAUAUCGUUAACUUAGAGAAGGAAUGGUUUUUAAUAAAAACACUUAAAAAAAUGUGAGUGACGUGAUAUAUCAGAGUGGAAGAUGUUCAGCAAAAGGCUGUAGGUGCCUGGAAAAGCCUUUAAGACAAAAUGUUAAACGUCGACGUAUUUUAGGAAUUGAAUUCACACGAUGUCCACUCUGGUAGCAUGCUUGAGCCAAUCUAUUUAAAGUUCAGCCAAGUCUGGAUUGGGAUGGGAAGGAUUUGUUUAAGAGGUUAACAUUAUACACUGGUUAUUAUAAGGGAAGGGUCCAAAUUCAAAGUUGAAAUAACUGAGUUUUAAAUUUUUCUGGUCAGAUUAGAAGACUGCCAACCUUAUCUGUACUUCCAUAGCCCCUCUGAUACAAAGAAAGAUUGUGUUAACAUGAAUCACAGUCACAAGAGUCAAUAGGAACUGCACUCAAUCCACAUCAGCCAAGAGGGUGCUUAACUAGACCAUGGGCCAGCACCAGCCUGACAGAAUAUAGAUGACAGUUGAAAAGAAAAGAAAAAAAAAAAAAAAAAGGUCCAUGCACUCCAGUGUUUUAUAUGCACAUUUAUUGGAACCAAGGCAGGUGCAAGUAUUUUUGGCUACAUGGGUGAAGCUGCAUUUUGCCUGCCCCCUCUGCAAAAAUGCAUCUUCACCUGUGUCUCGACAGAGACAUAUAUAUAUAUAUAUAUAUAUAUCUCUCUUAUCCCCCCCCUAUUUCUUUUUCAUGUGUUUCUUACAGCCCCUCGCCUCUUGUGUCUUACUCCCUUUCCAUAGGUCUUAUUUUACCUCACCACAUAUAGAACACACUACACAGUUUUCCAUACUGACUCACCCCCAUACAAGUUUGAGGACACCCAGAAGGCACUGCUUCCCUGACCUAUACCUAGAUACAGAGUUAGACCCUGGUUUGGGAAGUACCAGCUACCAUACCCAGAUUUUACAAGCACUAGGAACCUCACCUGUUCAUGUAUUCAAAGAGGGUCUUUGAGCUACUUCACACCAAGAAAUGCCAUUUUAUUUUCAGUGGAAAAUAAAGUGUAAUACAAUGAGAGUAUGAUAAUUAAGUACUUCAUUUGUUAUUCACCAGAUGUCAAUACAGCACAAUUCAAGCCCUUUAUGGAAUAGAAGAAAAAAAAAAAAAAAAAAAAAUUCACACCCACAAGGCAGGAAUAAAUUGGCUAUAGGUUUUUUUAUACUUCCAUUGUAUGGUUGGCAUGUUCUCAGUGAUAUUGUAUCAUGGCAGCCCAUCUAUUGCCUUAAUUGGGUUUUCCGGUUCUGCUCCAUUCAGGAGAUAGAUGGCCUUAAUAUUUGUACCUGCACCUCCUGACUGCAUCAUGUUGCGUGCAACCAACGCAUGAUGAGGUCAUACAUCGCAUGUGCUAGGGCAGUCCUCGUUUCAGAAAGUGGAUUAUCUAGCAUGUUUACUUAGUGUAUUGCAGCACUAAGUGCAAAAAAGGUACAGCACCCAGACUACUUAAAUUAGCUGAAGUGGUCUGGGUGCCUACAGUGUCACUUUAAAUUUUAUCCUGUUCCUCAUUUUUUAUUUUUGCAACACUGGGCAUGUACCAAGUUGAGCUUGAUCACUUUAUUAAUAAUUGCACCAAGGACUAAUUGUGCUGUCUUGACAUAUGUGAGUACCAAAUGCUACUUUUACCCACCAAUUGUAUUAUUGCAUCAUCCCCCUCCUAUUACCCCCAUAUUAAAAAACAAAACAAAACACAAAUUUAAUUUCUUGAUGUGACGUAACCUUGACAGAGACCCUCUUGGAGGUCGGAACAUCAGUGGUCCCAAUAACUGCCUAUAAAGCAUUGGAGUUCCAGGACCUUUUCUUUCAGUGAUACUUGUUAAGUCACAACCCCUUGGAUGACUUUGACAAAGCUCCAGUCAGGACAGAACGCCCUGAUACUAGAGCUGCAGUGACCGUCAUUAACAUAAGGAUCGGAAUUAAGUCAUGCAGAAGGCCUGUACAAUAACCUUAGCAUGAAUGGUGUGUCCUUUCACAAUAUUUAGAAAUAUCUACAUCAGCUUUCUACAGGAGGUCAGGGGCAUGAGAACUUCCUGCAUUCAGAAGAUUGGAUGAGACAUGUGAGUGCAGAAAGGAACGAUACUAGUCUUUAAAUGAAGUCCUUCACAGAAUUUGUGAAGUAAUCUUUAUUAUAAGAUUAUACAUGAGGUGCCACAUCACCAGGAACUCAAGAUGAACCAUGUAGAUUAAGAGAGUCCAGCCAUGAACUUUACUUUCUUCUGACAAAUGCAUUUCCAGGUUCAAAUGAAGCAGAGCUUGACUUGGUUAUAGCAGUUUCACAGCAUUGGGGGAAUUUUUUUUUCCCCCCCAUAAAAGAUCUUUGACUUCUAAAAAAAAUUUAAACAAAAGCCACAAACAUAAGUCAGACAACUGCAGCUAGGCUACUAUACCCAUUAUAGUAACAGAGAGCCAAUGGUAAGCCUGCAUUACGGGUUCUAUAUUAGUGGCAUUCACACAGUUAUUGGUUACUCUGUAAGAGAGUUUAAGACAUGUUUGGUUGAGGUCAGUUUUGAGUUCGCUUCAAGGAGUUUUGUCAUCGAGCCUCUUCCACAGAGAGAACUGCUUGGAGAGGCUCUGUAAUUCGGCCUUUUAUGUCAUCAUCCCUCAGUACCAUGUCUCAUGCCCAGACAUCAAGAAGCCUAUGGAACAUGGCUGCACCAGGGGCUUUAACCCCAGUGAACAUUACAUUCAACCAAUUCAGAUCAGACUAGAAGUUGUACUUACACUGAUGGUCAGCUCUACACAUUAAUCAUCUUGCAUGGACUCCAUAAAGCAGGCUUUGGCAUUGGGACCAGCAAGUCAUCCACAGUAUACCUGUAUGGAGAAAUAAAUGUAUUGUUACAUCUUACACAUGAGUAAUAGAAUCCAGAAGCAGAGAUACCUAGUCCAUGGAUCAAAUGAGAAGCUUUCAUUUAAAAGGGACACUAGUCACUUGAACUUCAACUUAAUGAGGUUGUUCAGGUGAGUGCUACAGCUCCCUGCAGCCUUUUUCUUGUAAGCACUGUAUUUGCAUAGAAAAUAAAUAGUGUUUACAUUGAAAGCUAGGAACACCUCUAGUUGCAGGUCAAACGGUCACAGGGACUUAGAGUUCAGAAAAAAACAAAAAAAAACCCACCCUCAUUCACGUCUGACGUAUUCACGCGUGGGUGAAUACUUCAGACGUGCCAUCAUCACACAAAGCACUGGGAAUACGCUUUGUGUGCUGAGGCUGUCAGCACUGCGUGGAGUGGCUUGAGCACACAGGCUGGAGGAUCCAAUCUGUAAGUAAACUUGUUUAGUGGGUGAGGAUAUGGAUGGAGAGUGUGUGUAUGUCUUUAAUUUAUAACGAUAUAGAUAUCUAGUGUUUCUAUGCAAACACCGUUUGGUUGAGGAGGGGGGCAGGUAUAGAAAGCAAGCUGAGCUGUCAGUUAGACAGCUCAGCUCGCGAAUGCGCAUUCUGCGCGGUAGAGGCGCAGAGUUCAUUCAUAGGGCGGCAUCCAAUGCAGCUCUAUAAAGAAUGCAAUUGGUGCAGAGCGAAGCCAUGCAUGCGCACCAGAUUGCACUAAGCCAAGUUUAGCGAGGACAGAAAUACAAGAGAAGUUUGGAAAUGUAGCAGGUGCUAUGUGCAAGCUAGUUAUAUAAAGCAGUUCUAGGCCCAUCUAACCAUUCAUUUUACAGAUAACCGGGAUACAGCCAGUCAUUUAAAGGGACAGAAGUGUAACAGGGAUAGCCAGCAUUAAGGGUUCUAUGUUAGCCACAUUCACAGUUAUUGCUUACUCUGUAAGAGAGUUUAAGACAUGUUUGGUUGAGGUCAGUUUUGAGUUCGCUUCAAGGAGUUUUGUCAUCGAGCCUCUUCCACAGAGAGAGCUGCUUGGAGAGGCUCUGUAAUUCGGCCUUUUAUGUCAUCAUCCCUCAUUACCAUGUCUCAUGCCCAGACAUCAAGAAGCCUAUGGAACAUGGCUGCACCAGGGGCUUUCAUUCCAGAAGCAAAUCUUUAAUAUGCCAGCCAAGGAAGGGCAUUACCUUAGUGAACAUUACAUUCAACCAAGUCGGAUCAGACUACAAGUUGUACUUACACUGAUUGUCAGCUCUACACAUUAGUCAUCUUGCAUGGACUCCAUAAAGCAGGCUUUGGCAUUGGGACCAGCAAGUCACCAGCCACAGUAUACCUGUAAAGAGAAAUAAAUGUAUUGUUACAUCUUACACAGGAGUAAUAGAAUCCAGCAGUAAAGAUACCUAGUCCAUGGAUCAAAUGAGGAGCUUUUAUUUAAACUAGAGAAAAGCUGCAGAGGUCAGUUCAGUUUUCGCUUUAAGCGGAUUUGUCAUUGUCCUGCUCUACAGAGAGAACUGCAAUUCGGCCUUUUCUGUCAUCAUUCCCAGCAGCACUAACCCAAGUUUAGUGAGAACAAAAAUACAAGAGAAGUUUGGAAAUGUAGCAGGAGGUAUGUGCAAGCCAGUUAUAUAAAGCAGUUCUGGGCCCAUUUAACCCGUGUUUUUACAGAUAACCGGGAUCCAGCCAGUCAGUUAAAGGGACAGGAGAGUAACAGGGAUCCAGCCAGUCAGUUAAAGGGACAGGAGAGUAACAGGGAUCCAGCCAGUUAAAGGGACAGGAGAGUAACAGGGAUCCAGCCGGUCAGUUAAAGGGACAGGAGAGUAACAGGGAUCCAGCCAGUAAAAGGGACAGGAGAGGUUAUUCAGGGUAGCUUACCUUAUUCAUGGCUUCCUAUGGAGCAGGUACAUCUUGCAGUCUGUUUCCGAUCAUUCAGGGAGGGAGCAGUGUGUCCGGCCCCCGGCUGGAGCUCGGUAUAUCGGAUCGGUCCCUGAACCCCCAUCCUGUAUGGAGGAAGCUGAGCGAACACCGGGACCGAGCAGCCAUUCCCACGUGUAUAGCACAAGCAGCACAGCGCCCUCUGCCGGACACUCGGCAGCACUGCUAGUUAAAGGGACAGCGGGCUAUACCAUGUUCGCUUUCAGGGGGAGGAGGGAGAGUUUAAGUAGUUGCCCAGAGGCUGCCAUCAUGCAAUGCUUGGUAUUUAGCAGCUCAGGGAGGAUAUCUCCACCUAACUGGCCCCUUAGCAGCGCUGGGUUUAGGAAAUACCCGAGAGCCUGCCAUUACUUCUGUAUAGCAGAGCCCAAGGGACCCCCUGCAGGAUGGACCCAGCCCAGGGAGCCAGCAUUGCCUCUGCCCCACACAAUCCAGGGAGCUACCAAUACUCUGCAUGUGAUAAAAGCCAAUGUUCCAUUCCAAGUUACUGAGCCCACAUGGACCCCAGCUAUACAGGAAAGGAGCCCAUCACUGGCUCUCACUCCUGCAGUAAACAUGUGCUACCUUUCACAAGGACAGCCCAGGGCCAGUGACUUGGUAGCCCUAUUCCAUUUUAGGGGAUACUGUUACUAA
Pelobates cultripes (western spadefoot toad) is the source of this 6999-nucleotide messenger RNA. The record is from the annotation of a GenBank genome assembly. Lineage: Eukaryota; Metazoa; Chordata; Amphibia; Anura; Pelobatidae.